This is a messenger RNA of Brugia malayi, 285 nucleotides long. RefSeq lists its product as uncharacterized. NCBI's taxonomy places the organism in Eukaryota, Metazoa, Nematoda, Chromadorea, Rhabditida, Onchocercidae. The coding region runs from base 1 to 285 and encodes 94 amino acids. The record is from RefSeq and is a predicted model, not a curated record. The transcript has 2 exons.
AUGAAUGUGAGGACAACGAUGACCGUUGUAGUGCACAUUCAGACAUGCUUGAACGAUGACGAUGACGAUGAUAAUGAUAAUGAUGAUGAUGAUGAUGAUAAUGAUGAUGACGAUAGUGACAACAACGACGACAACAACAACAACAACAACGAUGAUGAUGAUGAUAAGGAUAAUACAUUGGUUGAAAGCAUGUGGGAAGAACCGUUUGGUGCUGAUAUGAAAGAAGAAAUAGUUGUUCGAAUGAAAAUGGCAAAAGUGAAAUAUCAAAAGAAGGAAAAAAUGUAA